UACCACACCAACCACUCACUACAACAGCACCUUCCCUAUCUUCUUCGGACAACCUCGGACAUACAUAACACCGUCUCCACACGAACAAGAAUAUAAAAAUCCCAUCUCCUAAAAAAAGCAAGCUUCUCUCAUCAAGCCAACCGACCUUUCAAAUCCAUCAACCAAACCACAACGCAAAUCAAAAGAAACCAUGCACUUCCCAUCCUUCUCCAUCACCGCCAUCUUCCUUGCGGGCAUGGCUGUAGCCGCCCCCUUGAUCGAGAGCCGCCACAAGGGCAUGGUAGACACGCCCGACCACCGCGACGUCGGCGUCGUCUUCACCGGCAAGGGCUACACCGGCCGGUCUACCCUCCUCAUGGAGUCCAAGAGGGAAGAGCCCGCUUGCAUCAGCCUUGAGCCCGUUUCUAGAGGCGGCGUCCAAGUCUCCUCCGUCCAAGUCUGCAAGGCCGUCACCUGCGCCCUGUACGAGGGCGCCGGCUGCACAGGCUUUGCGGUCAAGUUCGAGGGCCACCAGAACGUCACGGACGUCGAGUCCCGGAUCCCGGACGGCAGGAACGGCAAAACUCACGGCCGCUUCUUGUCCUACGCGUGCGGCGAGGCCGUCGAGAAGAUUCCGGCAAAGGAGUUCAGCGUCACAUUCGUCGACGGGGAAUGCGAGUAGACUGUUCUCUCUCUUUUCGUGGAAACGGUCCUUUAUCGUUCAAUCUGGUGUUGUCGGACGUCGGAGUUUUACUAUACCAAACAUACAUACAGUGAGUGAGUGAUUGUCGUUCGCUACAACGCAAACAAUGGCAAGGGGAAACAACAUACAUAUACAGUGGCAGGAAGGUGAUAGAGAGAGAUGCAGCUGGUGAGGUGCAAGUAUAUAUUAGUUAUUAAGCAGAGCAUCUGGUGGUGGUGGCGGAGUCACUCUUUUCAUUCAUUCAAAUGGUUUCCCGUACUUUCUCUUUCGUCGGACUUCGACCUUUGUAUUACAAUAUGGAAUUUCAUCAUACACUGCUCCG
Aaosphaeria arxii CBS 175.79 is the source of this 1004-nucleotide messenger RNA. RefSeq lists its product as uncharacterized. The transcript has 4 exons. The record is from RefSeq and is a predicted model, not a curated record. The coding region runs from base 191 to 661 and encodes 156 amino acids. NCBI's taxonomy places the organism in Eukaryota, Fungi, Ascomycota, Dothideomycetes, Pleosporales.